GACACUGGUGAUCCUUACUGAGUGUCUCCUGGUCGUGACAAGGAGGGCUUGAGAAGAAAGAAGUCUGCCAAGGCCUGAAACUUCAAGCCAUCAACAACCCCAAAUGGCUUCCCAAGAAGUUGAUAAUGCACAGCUGGGGACAGCUUCAGCAGGUAUUACCCCAGGAAGCCAGGUGAAACCAGAGAUGGUGAAUAAUUCUGUCUACCAGCCCAUUGAUAGAUCACAAAAUUACCAGAAAGAAGAAUUUCAAGUCCUUGGGGCCGUCCAGAUCCUGACUGGAGCAAUACUUCUGGCUAUUGGUGUUGUUCUGGGUUCCAUACUGUCCACAGCCCAUUCCUUCAGGAGCUUUUUCUUUACCUUCUACACAGGCUAUCCGCUGUGGGGCGCUCUAUUUUUUGUUGUUUCAGGAUCCUUAUCUGUUGCAGCUGGGAGAAAACCCACAAGAAAUUUGAUGCAAAACAGUUUUGAGAUGAAUAUUGCCAGUGCUACAAUCGCUCUAGUUGGGUUUAUUUUUCUCAUAAUAAGUUUAGUAGUUAAUAAGCUGUCAAUCAAGAUGUGUCCAUCUUCACAGCCACCAGACUUAUGUAUUUACAUGGGCGCCACAGCAAACGGCUUUCUGUCUCUAAUGCUGAUCCUUUCCUUGCUGGAAUUGUGCAUAACCACCUUUAGCUCAAUCAUGUGGUGCAAAGAAAAUUGCUGUGUUUCUAGAGAGGCAAUUUCCUCACCUCCCAAUUCUGUGGAAUAAGGAAUACCUCCUGAUGGAAGUAAAUCUGAGAGCAAGG
Equus quagga is the source of this 782-nucleotide messenger RNA. It is a transcript of the gene MS4A3, whose product is annotated as membrane spanning 4-domains A3. NCBI's taxonomy places the organism in Eukaryota, Metazoa, Chordata, Mammalia, Perissodactyla, Equidae. Gene Ontology annotation, cellular component: membrane. The record is from RefSeq and is a predicted model, not a curated record. The transcript is spliced from 7 exons. The coding region runs from base 104 to 745 and encodes 213 amino acids.